Amoebophrya sp. A120 is the source of this 1330-nucleotide messenger RNA. The record is from the annotation of a GenBank genome assembly. NCBI's taxonomy places the organism in Eukaryota, Dinophyceae, Syndiniales, Amoebophryaceae.
GGACAAUGUGGUGAAAAAAGCAGGCGACCACAAAAAGGGUUUUUUUGCGAUGAAUGAGAAUGGUAGAAGUGUGUUUCUUCAUUGACAUUGUGAGCAUGCUGUUCCGGAAGUGAAGUCUACAGCUUGCUACUUGUCGAGGAGCGAGAAAGUGCCUCUUUUUUUGUUCGCGCGGUCUCUGGUAAACAGUGUACCGGCACUGUUUUUUUGAGGGGGAGCCUUAGUCUUACUGACGUAUCCGACAAGAAAUAAAAAGUGUAGUUGUAGUUUCUUUCGACGCUCUCAACAUUCGCGCCGUCAGUCAAGUCAUGCCUUCCCCCGCACGCAACCGCAGUCGGAGUCCACGGCGCGAGCUUGUCGGCCGCGGGAUCUUGGAUGAACUGAAUCAGCUCGCACAGCAGGAUGUUGACCUGGCCGUGCAGCCCGGGAGUAGCAGCAGCAGUGCCACUAGCCAAAAUAACAGCUUCUCCCCAUCUGAGUUCCUCGAGUGUCUGAACGGCGCGUGGCGAUCGAACGAGAACGGAUCCUUGGUCCAUAUCACGAACGGGCGCACUGUCAAGUUCUCCUGGGACGCCGCCACGAAUGAGCCUAGUAUUCUGGAACUGUGCUCGACGACCAAGCUGGCCGCACUAAACACGAUCUUCAGCGUCAAGCUGGACGGCGGCACGUGGACGGCAAAUGGCGUGCGGAAGGACAGCCAAGCCAUCACCUGGCACAGUAAGGACCCAACACACCCGAAAACGCCCAUCAUCUGGCAGCGGACGACGGUGCCAGCAAGGGACGCGAUCAUGGCGGAACAGGUUGAGCAAACGAUUUCGGCGGCGGAGGAGAAAGCGAAGCAAAUGUUCGAAUCUCUUCGGCGCGACAUGCAGUCCUCCCUCGCUUCGGACGUGGUGCCGACCUGCAAAAUUUGUCUGGCAAAUCCUAUCGGUGUGGCGUUGCUGGGGUGCGGGCACGUGUUGUGCACGCAGUGCGCCGAGGAGCAGUGCCGACCGGGGAAGCCCUGCUUCGUGUGCAAAAUACCCUAUCACGGACGGCAGUUGUUGUUCUUUUCUUGAUGAUGGAAUUCGCGCCGCUAAGUGUUGAUUUUUUUUUCGCCAGUUGGUUCUAAGUUCAUGAGCUUCGAUCUCUGUAGAGCAUUGAUUUAUCGGCUUCACUGCCGGGGCCUCGCAUGCGACCGACCGACGCCAUUUGAUAUGAUAACGAUGCCUACGUAGAGUGACCAAACUGAAACAAUAGUCAGUCUGUUCCUGUUCUAAAGACCAAUUGAGUAUCUCCGCAGCACUGCUGUGCGAAGUAGUUUCGCCAUUCGUUGUAUGGUUCGCAAGCUUGA